Durusdinium trenchii is the source of this 755-nucleotide messenger RNA. Lineage: Eukaryota; Dinophyceae; Suessiales; Symbiodiniaceae. The record is from the annotation of a GenBank genome assembly.
AGAUGGACAAGAGCAAAAAGGAGGAAGCCAAACUCGAGGCCGAAGAGGUCUUCUGGGAAGGUCCUCCUUCCUCCACAGAGAUGUUCGCGCCCUUCUUUUCCUGCUUCGUGGUGAUCGGGCCUGGAACCACUGCUUGAAGGCAUGAAAAAGGUCCCCAAAGACAGGAAAACGGUUUUACUAUGUUUAUUGACACGUUCGUACGAAGAACAAAGCAAUGUCUUCGUCAUUCUUCCAAUGAUGCUGCUUCCGAGGAUCAUCCCUUUCAUCGCUGCAGUGAAUCGGCAAUUUCGUGUGAAGUACAAGAUCACAAACAAGCGAGUUUCAGUGACAGGAGGCUUUGAUGGCAAAGACAUCACAGAGUUCUCCUACCAGGAAAUCUAUGAAAUGAAGUAUGGCCAGCGCUGGUUUGGCUACUGUGCUGAUAUGAGGAUCAACCUCCGCGACGGCGCCAAAGUGGAGCUGUUUGGACUGCUGAACUUCGAGGAGAACUACAACUUCAUGCUUUCCAAGUGUGACAAGGACGCGCGGAAGAGAAGUGAUCCUCCGCCACCUGUAUCGAAUUGAUUUGAAAUUCUUGGAAGCAAACCUAGAAGCAAUGGCCUCCAAGAAAGGUUUCACAUACUUUCGCUUCACUGCCGGUGUAAUUCUUGCGGUUUUUGCGAAGCCGCAAACCGGGCAAACCCUUGUGAGGCCGUCGAUAAUGGUUUAGGGCUUAGGGAGACAGGACACGGCAAGGCAGCCAAAGCAGUUCUGAC